CAGUCGCAGGAUGCUCCCCGCAUUGCGAUGAAACAGAAGCCUCGGCAACUGUAGCCUACGAGACGCACAUGGGCGCAAUUCAUGACCGGGAUGCUUUGGUUCUGCCGUGCUGAUCGCCAUUAUAAGAUUGGCCUUCAGCAGCUAUUCUAGGCCAAAGCGACGGUUUUAUCUUGAAUCGCAACACCCUGUAUUUCUCGUGGCUUUACUGCAUGUUUUUGUAUUUCUCGUGCCGCAGGCUGUUGUUGGGUGUUUACGGUAUAUGCGACGCGUCUUGACCAACCACCGUUGUGCAAUUACCGACUACGCCAGAUUCGCCAGAUUCUUACCAAAGUCGCCGAUAAAGACCAUCAUCAGCCGUUGACUAAGCCUUCAUACCACUGCACGCUGCCAUCGUAUCAACAGGUCAAAUUGGUAUUGCCAUUCACUUUUUAAGCAGCUUUAUAUUCCCAUCACCCCUAUACUAGUACCAUCACCAUGCCGAUGCACAAGGGCAUGCUCCCUCGUGAAGGUUUUUGUGCCGACGUGGUUCUAAAGCUCGUCCGCAGAACUGUUCUUAACCCGAACCUCCUGCUGCCCUUGGUUCUUCUCGCUCGUUUUACCAAAAAGGGUCAGGACCUCUCGAUUCUACACCCCAAAGCGGCACGAUGGCUGAGGAAGCUCUUCUACCUCGCGGUGGCGCGUGGAGUCGGCCGUUGGCUCUCAGACAAAGUCCGAAACAAUUGGGUCGACGACAAGUAUGACUGGUCAAAGGAGAUUGUGCUCAUCACAGGCGGCUCGGCGGGCAUCGGCGCCUGCAUAGUGAAACUCUUGGAUGAGAUGAAAGUCACAGUCGUGGUGCUGGAUGUUCAGAAGAUGACAUAUGCAGCCUCUUCGAGAGUCCACCAUUUCUAUUGCGACAUUAGGUCGCCAGAGAACCUGGCUGCUGUUGCUGAAAAGGUAACAAGUCAAGUCGGCCACCCCAGCGUCAUCAUCAACAACGCCGGUGUCGUCCGCGGCAAGACUAUUCUAGAUGCCACGCCAGCGGAUGUAAGAUUCACGUUUGACGUCAAUGCCUUAGCCCAUUACUGGGUUGCCCAGGCUUUCUUACCGCAUAUCGUGUCCCAGAAUCACGGCAUGGUAGUGACGGUGGCAUCUUUUGCCUCAUGGAUUACAGUCCCCAACAUGGUAGAUUACGCCGCAACCAAGGCAGCAGCCAUGGCAUUCCAUGAGGGUCUUUCAGCUGAGUUGAAGACUCGAUACAACGCUCCCAGAGUCCGCACCGUAAUAGUCCAUCCUGGAGCUACCACCACGGAGCUCUUUACCGGCUUCGAUCAGGGGGCACCUUUCUUAAUGCCCGCACAAGCGCCUGAAUCUAUUGCCGAGGCAGUAGUCAAGCAGAUCCUGACCGGUCGGAGCGGUCAGGUCAUUCAGCCAGAAACUGGAGGGCUACUCCCCUCCUUGAGAUCCCAGCCGGACUGGCAAUCGUUUCGGGUCCGAAGCAAGGCCCAGACUGGUAUGCUGAACUAUAACGGGCGGCAGGUCAUUGAGGAUCCAGCUGCAGUUGCUGCUCCUGUUGCGUCCAACGGCAGCAGUUAGCCCCGACACCGGGACCUGAAUGGGGAAGCUGGUUGUCACAAGCAUGGCCGAAACUUGAUGUUGUUGACAGUCUAACUGAGCGAAUCAGGCCUCCUCGGCCAGGGCUGAUUGGAGAGGGCUGGAGAACUAGGUUUCCAACACCUGAAACUCGUUCCACAAUGGCCAGAGAUGAACGGCUAGCGGGCUUUAGCAUUACUACUUUGUAAUACAAGUCUGCAGAGGACUGGGUAGCAGUAGUAUUACUAUUCAUGGUUAAUAUUAGAAGUGACAUAUGUUAGUGCUGG
Molecule: messenger RNA, 1859 nt
Organism: Trichoderma asperellum CBS 433.97
Lineage: Eukaryota; Fungi; Ascomycota; Sordariomycetes; Hypocreales; Hypocreaceae
Molecular function (GO): oxidoreductase activity, acting on the CH-OH group of donors, NAD or NADP as acceptor
Source: RefSeq, a predicted model, not a curated record